Phytophthora sojae is the source of this 207-nucleotide messenger RNA. RefSeq lists its product as hypothetical. The annotation marks the transcript as partial. Lineage: Eukaryota; Oomycota; Peronosporomycetes; Peronosporales; Peronosporaceae. The transcript has a single exon. The record is from RefSeq and is a predicted model, not a curated record.
AUGUCCGGAAGACGCUUAAGCUACACAGACACACAACUUAACACCGCCGUGGCCCAAGUUCUCGAGGCUGCCUCUAUCUCGCAAGUGAGCAAGACGAGUGGCGUGCGCUAUCGGACACUAGAAAGUUCAGUAGCCGCAGCAAAACGUGGCGAGUUCCGCGUCAGCAAACGCCGCAGCCCAACGCCUCUGCUACCAGCCGAAGCUGAG